This is a messenger RNA of Helianthus annuus (common sunflower), 669 nucleotides long. Its product is annotated as transcription factor MYB4. Bases 1 to 669 code for a protein of 222 amino acids. Lineage: Eukaryota; Viridiplantae; Streptophyta; Magnoliopsida; Asterales; Asteraceae. The record is from RefSeq and is a predicted model, not a curated record. The transcript has 3 exons.
AUGGUGAAAGCACCAUGCUAUGACAAAAACGGAUUGAAGAAAGGUGCAUGGAGUGAAGAUGAAGACAACAAGUUAAGAACAUACAUCCAGAGAUAUGGCCACUGGAACUGGGGUUUACUUCCCAAGUUUGCUGGUGUGUCUAGAAGUGGCAAAAGUUGCAGGUUGAGAUGGAUGAACUAUCUUCGUCCAAACAUGAAACAUGGAAACUUUUCGAAACAAGAAGAUGAUCUAGUUAUUGAUUUGCAUAACAAGCUAGGCAACAAAUGGUCUAGGAUAGCUGCAAAGUUACCCGGAAGAAGUGACAACGAAAUAAAAAAUCGUUGGAAUACACAUUUGAAGAAACGAGUUCAGGGUGACCAAAGUGGCUCAACGUCCCUCGGACCUGAUCAUGAUCACGCUAACCCUAAAGUGAAUCUUGUUAAAGAAACAUAUGGCUCGAGUAACAUUACAGCGCCUACACUAGACGAUGAAACGGCUGGUGAUUUUUGGACUGAGCCAUUUCUACCAGACGAUGAUAUCUUCGUACCAUCGUGCAAUUACUUGUUGUCACCUUUUAACUUUGAAUUCAAUGACUACUUCAAUUGUCAAUCUUCUUGCCAUGAUGUGAUGACAAGUGAUGAGUUUCUAUGGUCAACAUUGGAUACAUAUGUUGAAGAUAAUAUGGAGUGA